UAAACUGAAAAGCAGCAACUUCAAACAUAGUUCUCAGCUUUCCAACACGUCUAGUGUGAUUUUUAAAAACAAAUACUUAUUGUUGUUGUGUCCAGCAGAACGUCCAUGGAGCUUUUACGCAAGUACCUCUGGUUGUGGGUGAUUCUUGGGAGUAUUUCUGUGUCUUUGCUCAUCGCCGUCGUCUUCUUCUGCAUCAACCAAUGGUUAUCAAGACAAGGCAGACACAGAAUCACACAGCUUCACAGGAACAAGUCUGACUUAACUAUCAAAAGCAACAAAUACCAGCUUGAGACGCCGCCUUUACCUCCUCGGACACAGUUUCUCAUAGCAGAGGCCCAAAGCUAUGAAAAUCUGGCUGACGAACACGACUAUGAGGAGGCCGAGCCUGUGUGCCAGGUGGCCAUGCCCAAAUGCCAGGUGGCCAUGCCCAAAUGCCAGGUGGCCAUGCCCAAAUGCCAGGAGUCCAAGCCUGUGUACCAGGUGACCACGUCCAAAUGCCAGGAGUCCAAGCCUGUGUACCAGGUGACCACGUCCAAAUGCCAGGAGUCCACGCCUGUGUACCAGGUGACCACGUCCAAAUGCCAGGAGUCCACGCCUGUGUACCAGGUGACCAUGCCCAAAUACCAGGAGGCCAUGUCCGAUUACGAGGAGGCGUCGGACGGAUACGAGGAGGCGUUGCCCGAUUACGAGAAUCGAACAGCUGAACCGUUCGACUAUGUACAGGUGGAGGCUGAGGUGAGGAUUCUUCCUCCACCUUACAGGAAAACAGAUGAAGAAACAGACGAUGCGUCCACUGAGGACUACGACGACAUCGAUGAUGAAGACGAUGGUGAAGAGGAUUAUGACGACUUGGGAUAAAAUGGCGUUUAAAGGGGAGAGAAUAUCCUUUUUAAAUAAUGACUUUUAAUUGGACUUUUUUACUUUCAUAUCUGUACCCUGCUGAGCAGAGAGAUCAGAACAAAGGUACUUUGACUGUGGUAUUAUUAAUAUUAUCCAUGUUUUUUCAGAAAAUAAGAGGCUAUUGUGGCUGGAGGCAUUAGCUCAGCAUAAAGGCUAAAAGUAGAGGGGAAACCGCUAGCCUGGCUUUGCACGACAUGUUAUAUCUACAUGGAAACAUAUACUCUAUAGAUAGCUCCAUUGUUGUCCAGAAACUAUUGAAAACACACAAAUGGCCUGCACUGUUUUUGCAAAGAAAAUAAGAGAGAUGUAUCUAUUUAAUGUGUGAUUUUAAAGACUAGAGAUGCAAAGAUUAUAA
Notothenia coriiceps (black rockcod) is the source of this 1255-nucleotide messenger RNA. RefSeq names its product SLP adaptor and CSK interacting membrane protein (gene scimp). Gene Ontology annotation, cellular component: tetraspanin-enriched microdomain; membrane; immunological synapse. Bases 106 to 858 code for a protein of 250 amino acids. The record is from RefSeq and is a predicted model, not a curated record. The transcript has 4 exons. NCBI's taxonomy places the organism in Eukaryota, Metazoa, Chordata, Actinopteri, Perciformes, Nototheniidae.